ACUUCCUUCCCAUCGUAACAUACGCAUUCCUCUUCCCUCUGCUGCCCACCUCCAGCAAGCACCGGCAGCAAUCCUCACCAGCCAUGUCUACCCACAAUUCUCGCCAGCCAGCUUUCGCUCAGCAUGUCCGCGUUUCGUCGACGGAGGAUGUUUCGUACUCUCUCCCCUCAACGGGAUCCGCAGGAACGAACGAUGUCAUUCAGACCAUUGUCACUGGCAGAAAGUGUUGGAAGACCAUUAAAGGCAAGGGCGAAGUCGUCUGGCCGCCAUACUUGGAAGCCGCCCUCAUUGAGGGUCUCGAAAAGUAUCGACCUGUCGAAACACGAUCGACAAGGGCUCUUGGUCGCUAUCCAAUGCGGAACAAGUUUAUCUCAGAUUACAUCUACGAUGCCACAGGGAAGCGAAGGACUCCCAAACAGGUUGGAAGUCGUCUCCAGCAAUUGAGGGACACCUGUGAGGGCAAGCGAAUCCUCAAGCUCCUUGCGAGCCGUUCCACUGAGGCUGCGAAAGCCGAGGAACAGAAUAAGAAAUGUUCCGCUGCGCGUUCUCGCUCCAAGAGUCCUCCUCCUUCCCCUCCCACCGAGUAUGUUCCUAUCGAUGUACUCCCUUCCAAUGUUGCCUGGUCCACCACCGAUAUAGGCGCGAUUCCAUGCCCCGGUUCCUCGGGUGCCUCAACUUCGGCCUCCUCGACUGGGAACGCAUUGCAUAUUCCCCGCCCUCUUCGUGCAAUCAACCCGACUGUCACUUUCAAAUCUGGUUCCCCUCUUUCCGCUCAAUCGUCCUUCCGAGUCUUGCAGAACGGAUCUGUGGUCCAUACUGAGACCUCGGAUCUCGAGCUUUGCUCCUCUUCUUGCAUGCCUGCUGCCGAAUUUCCCUCCGAUAUGGAAUGUACGUUCCUCUAUAGUACGACAUUGGUUCCAGGCUUUUGGUCUCAGCUCUGCGACUGUCUCGACUUAUCGCCGUACAGCAUUGUUCAAGACAUUAUACCCUCUCCUGCCCAGAAGGACUCCGGUUCUGAUUCCUCACCUGCUUCACAGCAAGUCAUGCUGUCCAUUGUGUAUACAUUCAAUGUUCACAAUACGAGGAUGGUCACUACUCCUCGUUCCCCGACGUCGAGCCUCAGUGCAGGUCCUGAAGCAGAUCACUUGAGCUUCUCCUCGUCUUCCACUCCUGAGCUUGGUGGUGAAUUCGACGACAUGUUCAACUCGCUAGCUCGUCAACAAGUGUCUGGCUUCGUGCCACCUCCUAUUCAGACACCCUCCUAUGUGGCAUCUUCGUAUGAUGCGCCACCAGACCUCAUUCGUGAUGGUGAAGAAGGCUACAAUAGCCUACCCCAGAGCCCACUCGACUACGCUUUCCCCACUUCGAUCACUUCUGGCAUGAUGGCUGGUGAUCCUGCAGCUGUCCUGCCUCAAACGAUCUGCAGAAGUUAUCUCGAUGAGACUCAAGUCAUGUCUGCUCACCCAUCAUGUUUCAACGAUGGCAUAGGAUAUAGCGUCACCCCAAUGCUUUCUGGCAUGUCCUACCAGACGUUCUGUUCAUGAUAGGCGGUUCCUAGAAGUGUUAAUAUCACCCAUAUCCAUUGCUGGGUGCUGGUGGUGGUUUUUGUCCAGAAGUAACAUGGCCCUGCACACGAUCUGAUACGGAUGACGCCAGCCUACUCUCGGCAUACCUCGUCGCUCACCGGAUGUGGCGGUGGCGGUGGCAAAUUAUGAUGAAAAACUCGCAGAGUCGGUGAACCAGAACGCUUUAGCUGCGACCACUCGACGACGGCGGUAAACCGUGCUUUGGGUCAGCUGCCUGCCUUUUGCUACUUGUUCUGCUCUACCAACGAUUCGUCAACAACAUACCCAUCUUGCGUAUUUUGGUCUGUCAUAUGACUCUUUGCAUGUAUCAUUACCUUUCCCUUCCCCUUCCGCUCCUUGUUCUUUUCUUACCUCACUUAUAAUAUUUCCAUGCACUUUAUGCUCAUCGUAUGUAGAUAUAUAUUUACAAGUAUGGUGAUACAGUGCGGACGCUUGUACGUUAUUUCUGUCUAAUAUAAUAGCACCGUUGCUUGAAGUUGUUGACAUCAU
Molecule: messenger RNA, 2075 nt
Organism: Somion occarium
Lineage: Eukaryota; Fungi; Basidiomycota; Agaricomycetes; Polyporales; Cerrenaceae
Source: the annotation of a GenBank genome assembly